Molecule: messenger RNA, 2745 nt
Organism: Oncorhynchus nerka (sockeye salmon)
Lineage: Eukaryota; Metazoa; Chordata; Actinopteri; Salmoniformes; Salmonidae
Product: neuronal PAS domain-containing protein 4A-like
Biological process (GO): regulation of transcription by RNA polymerase II
Molecular function (GO): DNA-binding transcription factor activity, RNA polymerase II-specific; RNA polymerase II transcription regulatory region sequence-specific DNA binding; protein dimerization activity
Source: RefSeq, a predicted model, not a curated record
AUGUAUCGAUCAACGAAGGGAGCGUCAAAGGCUCGGAGGGACCAAAUCAACGCGGAGAUUCGGAACCUGAAGGACUUGCUUCCUAUCUCCGAUGCGGACAAGGCACGACUCUCAUACCUACAUAUCAUGUCCCUUGCCAGCAUGUACACCAGGAAAUCGGUUUUCUUCUCUCAAGAAUCGGGAUCUGCUGGCAGUCUCGAGGAAAGCGCGAGGUUCCUGUCUUUCCACGAGCUGUCAGAGCUGGUGCAGGAGCUACCUGGGUUUCUGCUCCUGUUGACCGGGGAAGGCAAGCUGCUCUACCUGUCAGACAGCGUCUCCGAGCACCUCGGCCACUCCAUGGUGGAUUUGGUUGCCCAGGGUGACAGUGUGUAUGAUAUCAUUGACCCUACUGACCACUUCAUCAUGAGAACCAACCUGGCCCCUCCUACGUCACCUGACACAGAUCGUCUAUUCCGUUGUCGUUUCAACACUUCCAAGUCGGUGCGCAGGCUGAGUGCCGGGAACAAGCUGGUUCUGAUCCGGGCGCGCUGCCUGUCCCCUCCCUCCUCCUCUUCCACCCCUAGCUCCUACUGGACAUCCAACCCUGUUUGGAUGUGCUUCUGUUCCCCUCUGGAGGCAGUCCCCACCCGCUUUGGCCCUGGGGGGGACCAAGUUCCUGCUCUUAUCCCUCCUGCUGCUGAGAACAACUUCUUCCUAGCCUCGUUCCAGUCUCAACACAGCAGAGACAUGAGGCUCCAGAAUGCACAGGACAGUGUCAGUGUUUACCUAGGUCUCGAUGUGUCAGCCCUGAGGUCUCGUUCCUGGUACAGCCUCCUCCACCCACAGGACCUGUCACACGCCUCUGCUCAGCACUGCAGCCUGUUGAGAGAAGGAGGAGAAGGUAGAUCUGAGAUGGUGGUACGGGUGGAGUCUGCAGACCAGUCCUGGGUCUGGCUUUACAUGGUACUGCAGCUGGAGGCAGGAGACAGCCCCAUCAGCAGCAACAACUACAUACUUAGUGAAGCGGAGGGGUGGUCAGUGAGACAGCAGCUGAGCACAGAGCAGACCCAGCUGACCCUGGUACUGAGUACCAGUACCUCCCGCCAGGACAGCUUGAGCCUGUCCAGCCCAGACCAAGUCUUCACCCCCAGCAGCAGUGGCCUCUCAGCCCAGUCCUUUGACUUCAGCAUGACUGUGUCGAGUGUGGGCUCCUCCGAUGAGACAGGGGGUGCCACCACUGAACCCAUGCAAGUGGAGGGUGACCCUCGCUCCAGUAUUUCCUCUAUUGAGGAGGAGAGCUUCUUCCAGCAGCAGCAGAUGCCUGCCCCUGUCCAAAGCCCAUCCGCUGCCUCCUCCCCCACCCCGGUUACCGUUGCCACGGUAGCAGAUCUGGACUUCCUCACUCAGAACAUUCUCUUGCCCCCUUCCUUCCAGCUUGAACCUCCGCUGCCUGCCCUUCCCCUGCCCCUCCCCCCAGCGCCCACCUCUCAGGAGCAGCAGACCAAAGAGUUUGUGUGCACGCCCCCCUACACACCCCAACUGGGCGGUGGCAGCUUCCUGUUCGGCGAACCCCUCUUUAGCUUCGACCCCACUGGCACCACCACACCCCCUCCCUCCACCACCACAGCUACAGCCACCACCUCCAUUGCCACCUCCCUCUCCCCCUCCGCCCCACCCGCCCCACCCACCACAGCCUCCAGUCCUGCUCCCCCCUCCCUGUGCCUCACUGGCCCCUCCACCGACCUGUUCUUCCCUGCUGAUCCCUGCAGUGGCUCUCUCUAUGAGAAGCUACCCCCCACCCCUGACAGCCCUGGGGAUGGGGACUGCACAGUGAUGACCUUGCCUGAGGUUCGGGGACCCCUGUAUGUAGAUGUCCCUUUAGGGUCCCUUCACUACCCCCUCGACGGCCUCCUCACCCCAGAGGCCUCCCCCGGUAAACAGCCCUGUCUCUCUUUCUUCUCCCUGGAGAGAGAGAGGGAGAAGGAGAGAGCAGAGAUCUCCCUCUUAGCUCAGCACAUCAGCUCCUUAGCAGAGGGAUUCUACCUGGAUCCUCUCUUAUCCAAGCUAUCCCCUCCUUCCAUGUCCCCCUCCUCCUCCCCUCCCUCCCCCUCCCUCUCCCCAUCCAUAGACACCGCUGGUGUUGACUCUAGCCACAUGCUGGGAGAGUUUUACCCGGUUAAAGCGUGGAGAGGCCUGGACUUCCCCAUAUUCCAUGAUGAUGAAUCUCUGUUUGAAGAGAGCAUCUUAGAAGCCCUUCUCCAGGACUUCUCCACCCCUCCGCCCCUCUCCCCCAACCCGCCCUCUCCCCCCAACCCAGUGUGCUGGCACUCACCCUCCCACUUUGAGGGGGUCAGCCACUUCUGUAGCGUCCAAUCGGCGCACUGUAACCCCACGGCCGGGUGCGAGGCGACGUUGGCCGGCGAGUCCGGGGCGAUGGCAGAAGUGGAGGGGCUGGUGGAGGAGCCUAUGGAGAUUGAGGUGGCGUCAUCACCUCUGUCCUCCUGUUCCUCCAUCCCAGCAUCCCCUCCCCUGCGACUCACUGCCUCCCCCACCUCCGCCCCCUCCACGCCUGUCGACCACUCUACACCCGCCGUGCCUUGCGCUCAGUCCCUCCUGGAGGAGCUGGCCGCCCUGGAACCCAUGUUUGGGGGAGGUGCCUCGAUCGCCCCCGGCUUGGGUCAACAACCUGAGUUGUAUCAACUCCAGUGUCACCAGCCGCCACAGUGCUUCCACAAAGAUGGGAGUGGAAGUGUUCCCCCGUUCUAA